AUGGCUGCCAACAACAUGGUCAAUCCUGCCGUGGACCCCAACAUUGAGGACGAGCUCUUCGCGAAGGAGGUGGCCGAGGUCAAGAAGUGGUGGAGCGAGCCAAGAUGGCGGUACACCAAGCGCCCUUUUACCGCUGAGCAGAUCGUCAACAAGAGAGGCAACCUCAAGAUCGAGUAUGCCAGCAAUGCCCAGGCCAAGAAGCUGUGGAAGAUUCUUGAGGGGCGGUUCCAGAACAAGGAUGCCAGUUACACAUACGGCUGCUUGGAGCCAACAAUGGUGACCCAAAUGGCCAAGUACCUCGACACAGUCUACGUUUCCGGCUGGCAAUCAUCAUCAACGGCCUCUGCCUCUGACGAGCCCGGCCCGGAUCUUGCUGAUUACCCUUAUACUACCGUCCCCAACAAGGUCGGCCAUCUCUUCAUGGCCCAGCUUUUCCACGACCGCAAGCAGCGUCAGGAGCGUCUCUCAGUUCCCAAGGCGCAGCGCGCCAAGCUCGCCAACAUCGACUACCUCCGUCCCAUCAUCGCCGAUGCCGAUACCGGUCACGGUGGUCUUACCGCCGUCAUGAAGCUCACCAAGCUCUUCAUUGAGAAGGGUGCUGCCGGUAUUCACAUCGAGGAUCAGGCCCCUGGCACCAAGAAGUGUGGCCACAUGGCCGGCAAGGUUCUGGUCCCCAUCUCCGAGCACAUCAACCGUCUGAUUGCCAUCCGUGCCCAGGCCGACAUCAUGGGCUCUGACCUCCUGGCCAUUGCCCGUACUGAUGCUGAGGCUGCCACCCUCAUCACCACCACCAUCGAUCCCCGCGACCACGCCUUCAUCCUCGGCACCAACAACGCCGACCUCCCCGACCUCAACGAGCUCAUGAUUGCUGGUGAGAAGGCCGGCAAGAACGGCGCCGAGCUCCAGGCCAUCGAGGACCAGUGGCUCGCCAAGGCCAACCUCAAGCGCUUCGACGACCACGUCGUGGACGCCAUCCUCUCCUCCAACCUCCCCAACCAGAAGGCCCUCGCCCAAAAGUACCGCGACAGCGUCAACGGCAAGCAGCUCUCCAACAAAGAGGCCCGCGCCGUCGCCCGCGGCAUCCUCGGCAAGGACAUUUACUUCAACUGGGACGCCCCCCGCACCCGCGAGGGCUACUACCGUCUCGAGGGCGGCUGCGACUGCUCCAUCAACCGCGCCAUCGCCUAUGCCCCUUACUGCGACGCCAUCUGGAUGGAGUCCAAGCUCCCCGACUACAAGCAGGCCGAGGAGUUCGCCAAGGGCGUCCACGCCGUCUGGCCCGAGCAGAAGCUCGCCUACAACCUAUCUCCCUCUUUCAACUGGAAGACCGCCAUGCCCAGAGAGGAGCAGGAGACCUACAUCAGACGCCUGGCUGGCCUGGGUUACUGCUGGCAGUUCAUUACCCUCGCUGGUCUUCACACCACCGCCCUUAUCAGCGACAAGUUUGCCAGCGCGUACAGCAAGAUUGGCAUGAGGGCGUAUGGCGAGCUGGUGCAGGAGCCUGAGAUGGAGGGCGGUGUGGAUGUGGUCAAGCAUCAGAAGUGGUCGGGUGCCACGUACGUGGACGAGCUGCAGAAGAUGGUGACUGGUGGUAUUAGCAGUACGGCUGCUAUGGGUAAGGGUGUGACGGAGGAUCAGUUCCAUUAAAGGGGCGCAUGAAAAGGGGUUUUCUUGUCUUUCUGAUUUUGUGAUAAAGCUUUUUGCGUGGUUCAUUAUUUUUUUGGAUAAUUAGAUAACUCUGAGAGUAUUCGGAGAAAGAAUGGAUUGGAUGAUGAAGAUGAUCUUGCUGUUCGAAUGCUGUGCUGGCGGUGAUGUUUGCAGGUUGUCGCUAACCGCUGCUUGUAAACGGGUUUUGAAACAUGUGGUUGUGCGAUGUCUUUCUCUUGCCGGUCUGCUUUCCUCCUUGCUUUGAGUUGACUGGCUGGUUCUGUUCGACUGCAUUCCCAAAUCUAUUUGUUUACCCUAUCCGUCUGAGGCAUAUGUGUUGUGAUUUGGUGACUUUCCGGGGAAUCAAGGCCAUCUUAGCUUACCUUACCUCGUCCACCUCACACCAACCAGUUCUUGCACGCCUCCCACCUACUUACCCAACAACCACCUUCCUACCUACCUUUUCUCUCUCCCUUGCCUGAGAGAACCUCGCACCACGAGAACAUACAGACACCGCUGACACCAACUUCGCGUGUCCCCCAACGGGCUGCUGCCCUGCCACGGCAAGUUUAGUGCUCGAUACGCAUUGGGGCUUCCUGGCCGAGGCUUUCGACAAGCCGGCCAUGCCAUCCAUCCGGACUGAUGGCGUACACGGGAUCCCGGUUACCAUUCCAUACGCCAUCACUG
Messenger RNA from Podospora bellae-mahoneyi, 2334 nucleotides. It is a transcript of the gene ICL1, whose product is annotated as isocitrate lyase 1. The coding region runs from base 1 to 1647 and encodes 548 amino acids. Gene Ontology annotation, biological process: carboxylic acid metabolic process. Lineage: Eukaryota; Fungi; Ascomycota; Sordariomycetes; Sordariales; Podosporaceae. Gene Ontology annotation, molecular function: isocitrate lyase activity. The transcript is spliced from 4 exons. The record is from RefSeq and is a predicted model, not a curated record.